This is a messenger RNA of Lytechinus variegatus (green sea urchin), 881 nucleotides long. RefSeq lists its product as uncharacterized. The record is from RefSeq and is a predicted model, not a curated record. The transcript is spliced from 6 exons. Bases 16 to 870 code for a protein of 284 amino acids. NCBI's taxonomy places the organism in Eukaryota, Metazoa, Echinodermata, Echinoidea, Temnopleuroida, Toxopneustidae.
CUAAUUGCUUUGAUUAUGUACAAGAGCCUUGCCGAUGUAGAAAUUGGAUUGUUUGCCGAUAUAGCCCCCCCUGUGGUUGCAGACGACGAUAUCUUGUAUGUGGAUCGCCGACUUCAAAAGCUGGACAUCCUAGCAGGCAACCAUUUCACAUCAAACAUUCAUUGGACGCAUCGAAGGCUGUCUGGAGCUUUUCGGAUUCAACUGUUGCAUUUUAGAAGUAUUAUUACUGUAUUUCAAGUAGUACUAUUAGUGUUAUCAUUAACUAUUUGCGUCUGUCUUUGGAAAUCUAUUGCAAGGAUAUACCUGGUAGCUAUAAUUCAACGAGAUUGUCACAUCCAGACAAUUGAAUCAAAUUUUGAUUUGAGAGACAAAACUUGGUUCCUAAUGCGGAGAGGAGAUGACCAGCGGUACCGGGUUGGUGCACCCGGGGACCUCGGGGAGGAAGCACUACAGGAGGCUUUACUUGCUCUUGUAGCAGCUAACAACCUUUCUGAAGCUGAGACUGCAAUAAAAGAGACCUAUGGCUGCUGUUUCACUAAUACGAUGGAUCUCAUCCUAUACUUACAAAGUAGCAGAACAGAGCAAUUAACAAGUAAAGAUGGGCUAGCUGGAGCUCUUCAUAGUGUUCCUAAGACGGGUAUUACUGGGAUCUGUGUGGAGCAGAAACAUGGGGAUAUUCUACACAUCUUGGCUGAAGACGAUCCCAUAUGUGGUCUCCUGCAGGGUACAACUCUACCUCUCUCUCAGAACAAAAGAGUGGUUUGUAGUACAGUCACAGAGGAGGAAGGAAAUGCUGUGGUUUGUUUAGCUGUGGUAAGUCCAUUACAUAUGUUACUUGUUCAUUUUCUUGUCUUGCUUUUGCCUCCCUAACAAGAGUAAGU